CUUCCCCAUCGAACCCAGCACAGCGGCUGCUCUGCUCGCCAAUGGACUCCGCGGCGCCCUCGAGGGGCCCCGCGAGCUUCCCCACGCAGGCCAACGCCCUCCUCCGCAAGAACCUCUGCUUCCAGAAGAGGAACAUGAGGACGAACGCGUGCAUCACCCUCUUCCCGGUCCUCCUCUGCGUGCUGCUCGUCGUGCUGCAGGGCGUCAUCGACCGCGAGCUCAGCAAGCCCAAGUACCGAUGCGGCUGCUCCUGCGUCGACCCCGGCCCAGGCGCGGCCGAGGGGGCCUGCCGCCGGACGGAGUGCGGCGUCCAGCACUCCACGCUGGACCAGGUUGGGAGCUGCCCGAUCCCCAGACCUACCAAGUGGCCGGCGCUGGUCCAGGUGCCGCGGCCAGAGUCCCGGGCCGUCAGGACCGCCUCCCAGCCGUUGGAUGGUUUGCCUAACCCGACCUGCCGGGACACCGGUUCCUGCCCCGCCUCUGUCCUCGUCACCGGCAACAACCGCACGCUUGCAGAAAGUCUUUCGGGUGGACUGUUUCCUGCUCUGUCAUCCCCAUUGAAUUUCACGGAUUACCUUGAUGCUCUCUCAAAGAUUGUCGCUGGCUCAGACACGUCGCCGUGGACAACACAGUUUAUAGAGCCAGUGUUCAUCCCAGGGAAUACUUUAUAUCUGUUACAACCUCAGUGUUUGUUCAAUUUAUCACAGACAGUUUCAUACAAUGCCGUGGGCAUACCUCUUCAGCUCAACAUUGACUGCAUUCAAGGACUGUCAUUAUGGCGUGAAAGUGCGUCGGUUAUAAAUGACGAACUAUUUAAAGGUUAUAGACAACAAAAUAGAGGUAGUGGAGGAGGAAAGACGAAUGAAUUUGUUGCAGGUUAUGAUUUCUUGAACACAAAUAUGAAUGGUCUUGAAAUAAACAUUUGGUACAACUCUACCUAUAACAACAACACCGCGUAUGGACAAAUCGCAUUGUUACGAGUUCCACGCUUGGUUAACACGGCAUCCAAUGCGUACAUCAAAUUUCUCAGAGGAAGUGGAGUGGAAAUGUUGCUCGAAUAUGUUAAAGACAUGCCCAAAGUAGGAACAAAACAGAAGUUUGACCUCUCUUCUCUUCUUGGUGCACUGUUCUUCACGUGGAUCAUUGAACUACUAUUUCCAGUCAUAUUGUCAUAUCUAGUGUAUGAGAAGCAACAGAAGCUGAAAAUUAUGAUGAAGAUGCAUGGUCUGAAGGAUGGUCCUUACUGGCUUAUCUCCUAUGUUUACUUCUUUGCUCUGUCGGCUUUCUAUAUGAUACUAUUUGUGAUUUUUGGCUCCCUGAUCGGCCUAAACUUCUUCAAAUUAAAUGACUACAGCAUUCAGUUUGUCUUCUACUUCAUCUAUAUAAAUCUGCAGAUUGCACUUGCAUUUUUUGUAGCUUCCAUCUUUUCUUCUGUCAAAAUAGCCACAGUGGUUGGUUACAUCUAUGUAUUUGGCUCUGGCUUACUAGGGGCAUUUCUUCUUCGCUUUUUCGUUGAAGAUACUAGUUUUCCAAAGGGUUGGAUAGUUGUCAUGGAGAUCAUCCCUGGAUUUUCAUUGUACCGAGGGUUAUAUGAGUUUGGUCGAUAUGCAUUCUCUGCAAAUGCAAUAGGGACCAAUGGUAUGGAGUGGGCUAAUUUGGACGACCCUGUUAAUGGAAUGCGUGUUGUCUUGAUUAUUAUGGUCGUGGAGUGGGCAAUACUGCUCCCAUUGACAUUCUAUAUGGAUCAAGUCUCGUCAUUGGGAGGCGGAAUUCGAAAAAAUCCCUUAUUCUUCUUGAGAUGCUUUAAGAAACGUGCUCUAUCAUUGCGGAGAUAUAGCUUCGGGCGACAAGGAUCUAAAGUAGUAGUUGAAAUGGACAAUCCUGAUUCUGCUCAAGAAAGAGAGGUAGUUGAGCAACUUCUACUGGAAGGCAAUGAGAACCAAGCAAUCAUCUGUGAUAACCUCAAGAAGGUUUACCAUGGAAAGGAUGGAAACCCUGACAAACUUGCAGUCCGAGGGCUGUCUCUUGCUCUACCAAAAGGCCAGUGUUUUGGAAUGCUUGGCCCGAAUGGAGCUGGGAAGACAUCCUUCAUCAGCAUGAUGAUUGGGCUCAUUCCACCUACAUCUGGCACUGCCUAUGUCCACGGAAUGGAUAUAACAACUGAUAUGGAUGAGAUCUAUACGAACAUGGGUGUAUGUCCACAGCAUGACUUACUUUGGGAAACAUUGACGGGUAAAGAGCAUCUAUUGUUUUAUGGGAGGUUAAAGAAUCUUAAAGGCACCGAAUUACUGAAGGCUGUUGAUGACUCUCUGAAGAGUGUUAACCUAUUUCAUGGUGGCGUUGGCAAUAAGCAAGUAGGAAAGUACAGUGGGGGAAUGAAACGAAGGCUUAGUGUUGCCAUCUCAUUAAUCGGGGACCCCAAGGUUGUUUUCAUGGACGAGCCAAGCACUGGACUAGAUCCAGCCUCAAGAAAUAACCUGUGGAGUGUUGUGAAGGAGGCAAAGAAAAACCGCGCCAUCAUUCUUACAACACAUUCAAUGGAGGAGGCAGAAGUACUAUGCGAUAGGCUUGGCAUUUUUGUGGACGGUGGUUUCCAGUGCCUUGGAAAUCCAAAGGAGCUGAAAGGUAGAUAUGGCGGCACCUAUGUGUUCACAAUGACAACAUCUUCGGAGCAUGAACAGGAGGUCGAACAGCUUGUUCACCGUUUGUCACCAAGUGCAAGCAGGAUAUAUCAUAUAUCAGGAACACAGAAAUUUGAGCUGCCAAAGCAGGAGGUGAGGAUAGCAGAUGUUUUCCAUGCAGUUGAGAGUGCAAAAAGCCGGUUCAGCAUACACGCUUGGGGCCUGGUUGACACCACCUUGGAGGAUGUCUUCAUCAAGGUUGCCAAGGGAGCACAAGCGUUCAGUGUGGUUGCUUAAAUAGUAUAUUGGAUUUAUAGGAGAUUAUGUUCUUCCUUUUCGAGGACUAUGUGGUGUAUAUUCUUGUUUGAACUUUGGUUAUAGUCUUUUUUUUUUAGGAUGGCGCUUGAGGUGUAUAUUUAGUAUAGUUAAGUUGUAUAUUCUAUAAUCCGAAUUUCAAGUUGUUGCUUAGCAAAUACAGAUGUACUCUGUUCAUAUUGUCA
This is a messenger RNA of Phragmites australis (common reed), 3121 nucleotides long. RefSeq names its product ABC transporter A family member 7-like. The coding region runs from base 42 to 2918 and encodes 958 amino acids. Gene Ontology annotation, cellular component: intracellular membrane-bounded organelle; membrane. Gene Ontology annotation, molecular function: ATP binding; ABC-type transporter activity; ATP hydrolysis activity. NCBI's taxonomy places the organism in Eukaryota, Viridiplantae, Streptophyta, Magnoliopsida, Poales, Poaceae. The transcript is spliced from 18 exons. Gene Ontology annotation, biological process: lipid transport; transmembrane transport. The record is from RefSeq and is a predicted model, not a curated record.